GGAUGUCGCAGCCGCUUUUCACCGUUGUCGUUUGAAAUUCGGCCCAAAAUGGCGGCGGCCGGGAGCGGAGCUGAGGCGGCGGCGGCCAGGCUGGAGGGGGCGGAGGAAGAGGAGGAGACGGCGGCUGCGGCGGAGGAUGAGGAGGACGGGGAGGAAGACAGCAGCGGGGCUGGCAAGGCGGCGGGAGCGGCGGCGGGAGCGGCAGCCGGCGGGGAGGCCAGUGGCGGCGGCGAGAGCGAGGAGGAGGAGGACGUGUUCGAGGUGGAGAAGAUCCUCGACGUGAAGACCGAGGGGGGUAAAAUUCUCUACAAAGUACGGUGGAAAGGAUAUACUUCCGAUGAUGAUACCUGGGAACCAGAGGUUCAUUUGGAAGACUGCAAAGAAGUGCUGCUUGAAUUCAGAAAAAAAAUUGUGGACAAUAAGCCUAAACCUGUUAAAAAAGACCUACAGAAACUAUCUCUAAAUGAUGAUGUAUUUGAAGCAGAAUCUGACAGUGACUGGCAAAGUGAAACAAAAGAUGAUGUUUCACCAAAGAAAAAAAAGAAGAAGUCAAAAGAUGGAGAGGACAGAAGUCCAGAUGAUCUGAAGAAGAAAAAGUCUAAGUCUGCAAAACUCAAAGAAAAACCCAGAACAGAAUGUGAAAAUUCCUCAGAUACUUUGGUUUCAGAUUCAAAACCAAAAAAAAGGACUUCAGAAACCAAGGAGGAUUCAAAGGACCCAAAGAAGCAAAGGAAAGAAGAUACUAAAGAAAUCAAGAAAAAGAAGGGAGAUGUUAAAGAUUUAAAAAUAAAAUCUAAAGAAGAUUCUAAAGAAAAUAAAAAAUCACGGAAGGAGAAGUGUGGAGAUGUUCAGUUUGACUCAGAGUCAAGUACUCUCGAUGAUGUGUUUUCUCAAGGAACUGAUAAUGAAAAUUCAGACUUAAAUUCUGAAAAUAAAGAUGAGAAGCAAAAGCUAGUAAGUGGAGAAGAGAGACUGGAACAAGAACUUGCUGAAAAAGAUUCCGUUGCCGAUAGACAUCUUGAUGGAUCAGCGAGUAAUGAAGAUGAUAGUAUUGAUGUUAAGAUUAAAAGAAAGAAGAAAAAAAUUCAGAAAGCUGAAGAUUAUAAAGAGGAAGGUAGAAAAGUGGAAACUCAGGAUAUCUAUUUAGAGAAGAAAAGCAUGCACAAAAAGCAAAAAGGUCAAGAAAAAGUAAAAACGGUACCGGGAGAGUUGGAGAAGGUGUCACCUGCUCCUUCACCAGCGCAGAAGGGUUUGAAAUUGGGUGCUGAUGAAAGAGGAUCCAAGUCCACUGAUUCAGCUGGGGAGGAGAAAGAAGUAACAAAAACUGAAACAAAAGAAAAACCUCAAAAAAAAGAGUCUGAAAAAGAAGAAAAGAGUGGGAAAGAACAAAAGGGCCUAAAAAGCUUUAAGGACAUCAAACGUGCAUUUGACUUGUUUAAUGUAGCUUCAGAGGAAAACAGUGAAUAUUCUGAGAAUAACUGCAAAAGAAAAAGAUCUUCACUAGAAUAUAAAUUCAUAGAAAAAUCAAAAGACAGCAAGGUGUACAAGGAAAGGGGGAACAUAAUAAGAGAUGGAACAGACACAUGGACUUACACUGCUGCAGAAGGCGAUGGAGUAGGUGGGGAUUUGUGUCAAAUGGAGAGCUCUGAUGGCAAGCAGCAAGUCUUGAGUUUGGGUAUGGACAUGCAGUUAGAAUGGCUGACACUAGAAGACUUUCAGAAGCAUCUUGAUGGAGAAGAUGAGAAUCAUGUGUUGACAGAACCGAUAUCAAGUACGCUCCUGAGAGAUGCUGUUAAAAGUGGGGAUUAUAUGACAGUAAAGAUGGCACUUUCUUCAAACGAGGAAUAUAAUCUGGAUCAAGAGGACUCAAGUGGAAUGACCCUAGUAAUGCUUGCAGCUGCUGGUGGGCACGAUGACCUUCUCCGGGUCCUAAUCAGGAAAGGAGCUAAAGUUAAUGGUAGACAGAAAAAUGGAACAACUGCAUUGAUACAUGCUGCUGAGAAGAAUUUUCUAACAACAGUAGCUAUUCUUCUGGAAGCUGGGGCGUAUGUGAACAUGCAGCAGAGCAGUGGUGAAACUGCUUUAAUGAAGGCUUGUAAAAGAGGGAAUUCUGAUAUAGUGCGGCUUAUGAUUGAAAGCGGAGCAGACUGUAACAUUUUGUCAAAACAUCAGAACAGCGCGCUGCAUUUUGCAAAACAAUGUAAUAACGUCCUGGUGUACGAGCAGCUCAAGAGUCAUUUGGAAACGCUCUCCAGAGUAGCAGAAGAUACCAUCAGGGAUUAUUUUGAAGCUCGUCUUGCUUUGCUGGAGCCGGUCUUUCCAAUUGCAUGUCAUCGUCUCUGUGAAGGGCCAGACUUUUCUACGGAUUUUAACUAUAAACCCCCACAAAAUGUGCCAGAAGGAUCUGGAAUUCUUCUCUUUGUUUUCCACGCAAAUUUCUUUGGUAAAGAUGUCAUUGCUCGGCUCUGUGGACCAUGCAGUGUACAAGCUGUGGUUUUAAACGACAAAUUCCAGCUCCCUGUAUUUUUGGACAGUCACUUUAUUUAUUCCUUCAGCCCUACUGCAGGCCUUAACAAGCUUUUUAUACGGUUGGCAGAAGCUCCUACUGCCAAGGUAAAGCUGCUAAUAGGCGCCUACCGAGUGCAGCUGCAGUGACCCUGGCGCCGCAUGUGCUGCGUGGACUGACGCUCUUCUGGAGCUACUCCUCAUUCCUCUGUUCAGAGACUGACAAAGCAGUUUGGAGCUUUUUGGCACCACGCUCUGAAGACCAGUUCCCAUCUGGCUGUCACUCGUUGGCAGUCCCGUAGGAAAGCGUGUGCUGGGGAGCAGCUCAGUGCGCUGCGCCGCCGGGACAGGGUUGUCAGCUUUUUUUACUUUGUACAGAUGUAGAUGUAAGUAUUUGUGCCAAUACAUAUAACUCUGGUUUUCUUUAACUCGUGGAGUCCAGACUGCAUAUUUCAGCUUUUCCACAAUGUGGAAUGGUGCAUAUAAGAACUAUUUAAGGUAACUACGUAAAAUGUCUUUUUUAAUAGAAAGAUCUUUUUGAUUUGUAAACUAAAAUUUUCUACUUACUCUAACAACUGUAAUGUUUCUAUGUAAAAUGCAGAACUGUCAUGUUCUUAGAGCCGUGGGCAGAAAUUACACUUUGAAGUCACUGCAUUAGAUUUAACUUAGAAUUGCUGAGGGCUGGGUUCUGGUUUGAAACUUUUCCUGCUGGUGUCUCCCAGUGAGAAAGCGGCUCAGAGCGAUUCCCUCUGAACAAACGCGAUUGGGGCUGCAGGGACGAACAAAGACACCUGAACAGGCUCCGCUCACAGAGGAUCGCAAGCAGCGGUUUAAAACGACUGUUGUGUUAGAGAAGCAAUGGAGAAUUUUAGAGAGGUCUCAACUUCUGAGUGGUUAGUCGAGAGAGAUGGGAAAACAAACGUUAAGCCGAAAAUAGUGAACCAGAGAAGUUGUAACUACCUUGACUGUGCAGGCGAGGCUUCUUCUAGACGAGAAGAUACAUCGAGGGUUCCAGAUACUCUCAGCCUGACAGAUGAGAACAUGUACUGCCCUUUCAGUCAAAAAUUCAGUUCCUCAGUGCAAAGAGCUGCUAUCUUUUUAUUUUAUUUUAUUAUUUAAAUGACCCAUUUUAUCAGGUGACAGCAGUUCUGUAAUGGUCCUGUGCUAUAAAAUACAACUGUAAUACUUCUGCAUGAAGUAUAGAAUAUUUUUCUUUGUAAAUUAACCAACAUCUUGAAAAGUUUAAAAAAAAAAAAAAAAAAGGAAAAAAGAGGAAGAAAAAAAAAAAGUCCAGAUUGUGCCUUUGCUGUUCUGGUUGCCAGGUGUAGUUUACAUGCCACUAUGUGCCUAUCUUAUUAGCAAAACUAUUGUGGAUAAAUUCUUAGUGUAUUUGAGUGCUCACCAUCAAAAUGGUGCAGAUGUAGUACGCAACCUUUUAAGAAAUGUGACUUCUUAAUAUUAAGUUCAGUUAACCCGUUUUUAAUUUUUGGUUUGUGAAAGUUUAAAACUUUCCUAUUUAAGAGAUGCUGAAAGAGUACGUAACAAAGCACACUAUUUCAAUUUUGUGGAAUGUCACAUAAAGCUGUAUGAAACUAGAACAGCAACGUGACAUACAGCUGCUCCUUUCUGGUUCGAUUUAGAAUAGUUGCCUUUCCUUUCUGCAAACAAACAGUGUUGACGGGAUGUUCACAAGUCUGGUUUUGAGCAGACUUGGUACCUCCAGCUCUCGGGAGUAUGCUAGAUGAUACCUCAUUUUAUGAAGCGUGAACACCUGAAAUGCAUGAAGAGCACUGGCUGAGAAUCGGGGAUGUCACCACCACCAGCACUUGGGACUUUGUGUAGCUGCAGUUUUUUAGUCACUGUGUGUAACAUAAGGAAAGGGGCUGCUGGUGUUUCCUUCUGUUGCAGUGACCCCUUCCUCCAUCACUCCUGCGUUGUCCGCGUCAGGGUGUCGUGCGCAUGCGCUCAGCGCUGUACAGCACGUGUUAAAUGUUUGAGCUGUUCCAGGUGGGGGGACAAAAUGUUUUUGAACAAAUGUCCAUAUAAUAUAGAUGCUUUUUAGAAACUGUUGUACAGUCUAACCUCAAAAUGUCUGGUAAUGCUCCAAGAGUUGACACAGCAGGUAGUUUGUCAAAGGCUAUUAAUUUUGGAGGCGGUUUGUUUUGUUUGGGGGUUUGGUUUGGUGGUUGUUUUUUUUUCCUUAAAGCAUUUGGGAGAGAGGGAGGAGUUUUACAGGACAUGGGAAUAAAAUUUGGGUUCAUGAUGCAUU
Chroicocephalus ridibundus (black-headed gull) is the source of this 4774-nucleotide messenger RNA. RefSeq names its product M-phase phosphoprotein 8 (gene MPHOSPH8). Bases 49 to 2655 code for a protein of 868 amino acids. Gene Ontology annotation, molecular function: chromatin binding. Gene Ontology annotation, cellular component: nucleus; heterochromatin. Lineage: Eukaryota; Metazoa; Chordata; Aves; Charadriiformes; Laridae. The record is from RefSeq and is a predicted model, not a curated record. The transcript has 14 exons.